AUGAACAUUCUCAAAAUAUCCGUUGUUCUCUCCCUUCUGGGCCUCUCUGCUGCCCAGGGUACCUCCAGCAUCGAGUCCGUUACAUGUGGUACCAAUAAAUAUACUCAGAAGCAGGUCAACGAGGCCGUUGAUGAAGCCUGUAGGCUGAUUGCCACGAACCAGCAGCUCGGCACCAACAGGUACCCCCAUCGAUUCAACAACCGAGAGGGCCUCGAAUUUGCCACUUCUGGACCCUAUGAGGAGUUCCCCAUUCUAAGUUCCGGCAACUACACUGGACAAUCGCCCGGGGCUGAUCGAGUUGUCGUGGACCGCAACUACCAGCAAUCAUGCGUCUAUGCCGGCGCCAUGACCCAUACUAACGCUCCUACUCGGAACGGCUUCGUGCUCUGUAACGAGACUGCUAUUGCAAGCAGUGGCAGCGGCGGUGAUAGUACAGGUGGCACGGGCAGUACUGGUGGCUCAAGCACAAAUGGAACCUCAGGCUCUGGUGAUUCUGGCGCGGCGACUUCGGGCAUCAGCAGUAUGCUUGUUGGAGGAUUGGUUUCUUUCUUCGUCUUGCUAAAUGCCCUAUGA
This is a messenger RNA of Scedosporium apiospermum, 573 nucleotides long. RefSeq lists its product as uncharacterized. The transcript is spliced from 2 exons. NCBI's taxonomy places the organism in Eukaryota, Fungi, Ascomycota, Sordariomycetes, Microascales, Microascaceae. Gene Ontology annotation, molecular function: RNA nuclease activity; RNA binding. The coding region runs from base 1 to 573 and encodes 190 amino acids. The record is from RefSeq and is a predicted model, not a curated record.